CACGUCUGCAUCAAAACUCAAAAAUUUAAAUUACUCCCUUCAUUCCAAUUCUACUCAAUCAUGUAAAAUUACAUUACAACAAAUUAACGCAAUUUUUCCAAAACAUUUGAAAUUUGAUUUUUUUUCUGCUCAUUUCAUCUCUCUUCAAGCGUAUACGAAUAAAAAGAAAUUUUCAGCAUAUAAAACUUUGAGCGUGUGUUUAUUUUUUCAUUUUCUUUACUUCUUUUAUAUUUUCAUUUGUUUUUCAAUUUUUAUUUAUGUAAUCUUGAAAUAAGAAAACAGAAGGAAGAACAUUCUUUCUACUUCUCAAAUGAAUAUGGAUGAUUGUAAGCUUCUAUAUUUUUUCUUUCGGAAGGAAGUGCGGUUGGUGUGAAACGAAAAGUUAUUUAAAUAAAUAAAUUACAAAAUUCCUCGUGUUAUUGAUCGAAAAACUUAAGCGCAUUUUUGAUGCAGCGAACAGAAUUCAACAGGAUUUGUCAUUUAACCUUUUUCUUUGAUUUUUCUUGAAUAUAAAAGAAUUUUUCAUUUAACGGUUUUUUGAGUUUCAAAUAUUUUUACGGUAGAAAAAGAUUCAAAUUUCUUAAAAGUAAUUUCAAGGGUUUGUUUUGCUCGCAAAUCAUUUUUGUCUUUAUUAAUUAAUUUCAUCUAUAAUUGGUGUCCAAAGAAAGUUAGUGUUAUCAUUAAUUUAACAUAUUAUAGAAUAAACAAAAAAUGGGAAAUUGGUGUGGAUCGUGCUUUGGAGUAAGUGCAAAUUCAAGUAAUAUCACACCUGAUGCUGGAACUGUAAGACGUCAAAUGUUAGAAGCAGCUGAACAACGACAGGAAAAUCAACAAAACAGAGGUAUCAAAAAUCAAGACAAGAUUAAAAGAAUGCAACAAAAAGCAGUUGACAUUGAAAGAUUGGAAUUUGAAUAUGCCAUUGCAGCAAGGAAUCGACCAGUAUUGAAAUGGACACCGAAUUAAAAUUUUUGGAUGAUUUGAUGAUGUUUAAGAUCCAAAUUAGUUUUGUUUGUUUAUGGAAACUUCAAUUUCUUUAAUGCAAGUCAAGUUUAAAGAAAAAUUCAAGUUUACAAUACAAUAGUUUAAUAAAUAUUUCCAUUUUAUUUAUGGAAAGAAUAUUUUGAAAAUUUUA
Molecule: messenger RNA, 1132 nt
Organism: Chironomus riparius
Lineage: Eukaryota; Metazoa; Arthropoda; Insecta; Diptera; Chironomidae
Source: the annotation of a GenBank genome assembly